Molecule: messenger RNA, 6431 nt
Organism: Pungitius pungitius (ninespine stickleback)
Lineage: Eukaryota; Metazoa; Chordata; Actinopteri; Perciformes; Gasterosteidae
Product: F-box/LRR-repeat protein 16
Exons: 7
Coding region: 416-1930 (504 amino acids)
Biological process (GO): SCF-dependent proteasomal ubiquitin-dependent protein catabolic process
Cellular component (GO): SCF ubiquitin ligase complex
Molecular function (GO): protein binding
Source: RefSeq, a predicted model, not a curated record
CAGCUUCCCCAUCCUAUCUCUUUAAAUGAGGCAGAGCUGCUCCGCUCUGCGUGCGUGUGCGCGCGCGUAUAUGAGGGUGUGCGUGAGUGUGUGUAGGAAGGAGACAUUACGAGAAAAGAGAGGGCCACUCUGUUGUGGAGAACGACGAGGCGAUCAGAAACACAACGCGGAGGACAUUUAUUUGGGAUCGGCUAGGUUUAGCGGAGAAGGCACCGCUUCCGUCCCCGGGGAACUCAUUUUGGACCUGGAUGCUCUUCAUGUGUCUACGCCUCCCUGUUGGAUCUAACGAGCUGCGGCGCUGCCUUCUAUUAAGUGUUUAUUUGUGACGUCGGGAGAAACGCGAUCGAGAAGCAGCAAUAACAUGGUGCUCUUUAUGGAUUAACGCCCGAGUGCAUUUUCAUCCGAGAGGUUCCCAAUGUUGAACAUGACAACCCCCAGCGAGCUGAAGUCUCCCUGCGUGACUCGCAACGGUAUGGUGAAGUUGCCCCCCAGCCAGCCUAACGGUCUAGGCAGCGCAAGUAUCACCAAGGGGACACCAGCUGCCAAGAACCGUCUGUGCCAGUCCUCCUCAGUACCCUCCAUCCUGCCUCCUCCACCGACCACCCUUCCCUAUCACCACCACCAUCACCUGGACGCCUCUGGCUUGCCCAACUCAGCAGCCUCUCUUUUGGCCUCUGACAUGGAGCCUGGAAAUCUUCUUGUGGGCUUGAAAUCGUCCCUUCGUCAGCUUCCCCCCCUCAGUCUCCCCAAGCCCAUCCUGUUGGAACGUCAGCUUGUUCUAGAUGAGAAACUGCUCAACAGGUUGCUAUGGUACUUCACUCCAUCUGAAAAAUGUGUGCUGGCGCAGGUAUGCAAGACAUGGCGCAAAGUGCUGUACCAGCCCAAGUUCUGGGAGGGAGUGACACCUAUCUUGCAUGCCAAGGAGCUAUAUAACCUUCUGCCCAAUGGGGAGAAGGAGUUUGUCAGUCUGCAGGCCUUUGCUUUGCGUGGAUUCCAGUCCUUCUGCCUAGUGGGUGUGUCUGACCUGGACAUUUGUGAGUUCAUCGACAACUACCCACUGUCCAAGAAAGGUGUUCGUUCAGUCAGUCUCAAGAGGUCUACCAUCACAGAUGCUGGUUUGGAGGUCAUGUUGGAGCAAAUGCAGGGCCUGAUGCACCUUGAGCUGUCAGGCUGCAACGACUUCACAGAGGCGGGCCUGUGGUCCAGUCUGAAUGCCCGGCUAACUUCCCUCAGUGUCAGUGACUGCAUCAACGUUGCGGAUGACGCCAUUGCUGCUAUCUCACAACUCCUGCCUAACCUAUCAGAGUUGAGUCUGCAGGCCUACCACGUCACAGAUACGGCCAUGGCCUACUUCACAGCCAAACAGGGCUACACCACACACACUCUGCGGCUCCACUCCUGUUGGGAAAUCACCAAUCACGGCGUGGUCAACAUGGUGCACAGCCUUCCUAACCUGACUGCCCUCAGCCUCUCUGGCUGCUCCAAGAUCACGGACGACGGUGUGGAGCUGGUUGCUGAGAAUCUGCGUAAGCUGCGCAGUCUUGACUUGUCCUGGUGCCCUCGGAUCACAGACAUGGCCCUGGAGUACAUUGCCUGUGACCUUCAUAAACUGGAAGAACUGGUGUUGGACAGGUGUGUGCGGAUCACAGAUACUGGGUUGGGCUACUUGUCCACCAUGUCAUCAUUAAGAAGCCUCUAUCUGCGCUGGUGCUGUCAGGUACAAGACUUUGGCCUCCAGCAUUUGUUUGGAAUGAGGAGUCUUCGUCUACUGUCUCUUGCAGGUUGCCCCCUGCUGACCACCACCAGUCUGUCAGGCCUCAUCCAGCUGCAGGAGUUGGAGGAACUGGAGCUCACCAAUUGCCCCGGAGCCACCGCCGAGCUCUUCAAAUAUUACACCCAGCACUUGCCCCACUGCAUGGUCAUCGAAUAAGAUCCCCACCCCGUCCCAAUGAGCGCCCGACCACCCACCAUGCAUUUACCUUCCUCUUCCUUCCUCUUCCUCACUCUUUUCUCAAAUGAUGGGCCGGGGAGCGACCAACUGUCCCACAUUGUUCCUCAUUACCUGCCCUCUUCUUUGCCUGUCUUCCGCCUCCACCCCUUUGAGCAGACUGACCCGUAGGCGGACAGAGAGGCAGGAAGAGCAGAUGAUGGCACAUGCCAGACCCACAGGAUGAUGGCAUUGCAUUUGAGCUUCAUUCAAGAAGAUGCCGGUGUGAAGAGCUUGGUGUGACGUCUUGUCUGACAGCAAGUCUCUUUGACAACCAACUAAAGAGUUUUUGUUUACAGAGGAGGGCUUCUCAAAAGACUUUGAAGAUUAUUUUUUUUGCUGAAUGGAUACUGAAGGGAGUGACACAUCCAGAUGGAGCAUGGAGGAAUCAGCAAAAGUUUGAGCUAAAACGGUGGAACUGACACAUGAGCUCAUACACUGCAAACGCACACACACACACACACGCACACACACACACACACACACACACACACACACACACACACACACACACACACACACACACACACACACACACACACACACACACACAGUAAAUGUUGAAACAAAUGUAAGUCCUCACAACCUUGAGGACAUACAUUUACCAUUUACAUCUCUCUGUAAUAUAACUGCUGAUAUUUCUUUCUUAGAAGGUGUUAAACGUUUAGUUUUCUCUUGUUAAGAGAGGUACCUUAAUGCCAGCCGGAGAAACUGGAAUCGGAGAGGUGCGUUCCAGGAAGUGGAUGACAGGGAUAGAACCUCUCUCCCUUUCUGUGUGUAAAGUGUGCGCCAUGGACUCGCAGCUUACAGCCUUUUAGGGAUACCACUACCAUUUUCCAUUUCCGUGUCAAUACAAAAAAGGAGAAGAUUUCGAAUUAUCAUUUUCCAAUUUUGUUUGGUGUCAAAGUUGAUUGGCUCAUUACGUUUCCCCCUCACCUCUUUGCAUUUCUGUAUACAUACUAUUUCAUCUACAUACAAGAUGUAGUUAACUGUGAAUGUUGUGUUUUCAAAGGGGAAAUGUGUGGCAAAGGCUGAUGAAAGAAGACUUCUGUUCUUCUUCGGCCUUCGGACUUCGGAAAACAGAAGGCUUUUUACACAAAAAACAAGGCAAAUUUGGGCUUCAAAGUGACAGCGAUGCUAUUUCUGCAAUUAAUAACUUGAGUUAGCAUGGGGCAUGUUGGUCCAAAUUACAAUAACCCUUUCUUCCUCUUCUCUUGUGAAUCCCGAUAGAGAGACACAAUAAUCAGUCAUGGUUCUUAGGCUGCUAAUGCAUUGUGUGACCCCUUGGCUAACAUCACAUUCAUUCUCCCAUAAAAAGGGAUUCAGUAUUUCAUAGAGCCAUUCUUUUAGACUCCACCUUAGGGAUGGGACAGCAAUGAACUUGAUUGUUAUAUUGUUGCCGUAGGAAUUUCAGACAUGUUCCUACGAACCCAGAGUCACAGACAUUGAUGAAUGACCUUUCUUAGCUUUGGGUUUUUACCUAGCUUGGCUUAAUUAGUUUGUGUGAGAGGGAUCUUGUGACAGCUCGAUGGAGCCUUUUCCCCCUGCACAAAAACACACAACAUCUGGCUUUUUUCUUCAAAGGAAACGGUUACCUUUGGGAGUCAGACAAUGAUGGAAACAUGACAGAAAGUUCGCUCAUUUUCACCCCUUUUCCAGUGCUUUUUUUUUUUAAACCCAUUGAAAUGAACAGGAAUUUAGGCAAUUAUUUGAAUCUCUUAACAUACAAUACAUUUUCUCUCCAGACACCAGACUCCAGACUAGUCAGAUCAUUUUUCUCAUUAAUUAUACAGAGACACUUCAAACUCGACCAAAAAUCAUACACAGCUUAGCACAAACGAGGUCAGUCCUCUCUCCCUGUGUGCCUCAUCCAGAGCCACAGCAACGAGUCUACCUUGUGCCGUCAUUUUUAUUUCAUUUUAUCUGUCUAUACAUCAGUAUGGGGCACUGGUAUAUGUUGGUAGAUGCUGGAGACAACUCCAUAAAAACGUACACUGUUAAAACAACCAAAGAUUUGUGUAUAUUAUCCUGAGCUUGAGGUAUGUAGAGAUGGACCCAAAUCUCAACAAAUAUUUGACCAUCAGGUUAAUUGCUUCAGCCUUUAAUUUUAUUAGCAAUAAUGUCACUGGAUCCAUAAAACUAACUGCAAAGAGACAUUCUCAAUCAGCUGUGGUUCCAUUGACACAUUUUAAAGCACAUUCUGUAGAAAAGCUGUUAGAAAAUUGAUACAUUUGAUAAAACUUCCACAUUCACUAGGUGCUUUUUCUGACUCAAAGGGAUAUGAAAAUACAUUUUGAGGCCAUAGAAAGAUGGCCAUCACCAGCUGACAUGAAAAGAACCUAAACAUAUUUUGACUAUAAAUGGCCAAGCCCACUUUGGUUUUGGUUCUGGUUCACAACCUCCUUCUAGAACCUCAGCACUGACAUUUACCUGUUUGCUCCAAGUUCAUUUGCUAAUUUGUUUGCAACAUUUUAAAAAUGUUUUAAAGUCAAAGACACUUGGAUGAAACAAACCAGGUUUGUCAAAUGAUUUGGAACACAAUGUGAAGGUGAAAGCUACAAUUCCAUACAAAACUCUUGUUGUGAUGAAUGGUUAUUUUCUUAUAUCCAUAGACUGACCUAAGCUACAGUAAGUUUAGGACCCAAUAUGCCUUUGUACUGAUGAACUGACAUAAAAAGGCAUCAUGAAGGUGUAUGACUCUGGGUACGAAGGUGAAAUAGUAACGCUUCCCAAAAAAAAGUAUUUAUGUGAUCUGGAAAUAAGGAGAAACAAUAACCAUGAAGCCAGUACUGGGGUCUUUCCAGUGAUCAUCUUAUAUUGAACUAUAUAAGUUAUCCCAACAGUGAGCCAGCUGACUGCCAGCUGAAGCCAGUAUUAUGUCGGCCAAUAGCAUCUGCAGCGGCGCAUCACAUGUGGCUGCUCUCCGAUCGCUGAGGCCAUGCAUGUUUUUAAUUGGUCUGUGUUGUGUUUCCAGAUGGCUCAUUUUAGAGGUCCCUCAGAGUUUCUCCAUUGUACAUAAGUAUAUUUAUUUAUUUAUUUCAAUCCAUUUGUGUCUUCUUCAUGUAGUUUAUUUAUUUAAGAGACAUUCUUCAAAGCCUUUUGUUUUAUGAAAAUUCAAAUAUGGGCCUGAAUUAGUGUAUGCAUUGAUUGAUGGUUUAGUUUUUUUUUCUCAUUAUUAUUUUCUGGCGUUUCAAACCCCAAAAUGAAAUGAUGUACUGAUUUCACAUGUAACAUUUGUCAUUAGAUACCAGUGAGCAGGAACAUAACAUAUUUUCUUCUGUGCUUGUGAGUUUCAACUGUGGUAUCCAUCAUAAAGAAUAAGAGGGCAAACAGUGGUAACAAGUUCUGGUCACUGUCAUUGUGCUCAAUGUGCAAAUACACAUUAUAGUAUACAUUAAAGCAUUGGAAGUGUGAGAUAGACCUCUGGUAGUGCUAAGCACUGUCUACUAACAAGACAAAGGCAAAUAUCUCAGAGGAUGAGGCACCUCGGAAGCUCGUUUCUGACAAAAUUACUGAACAGAAAAUCUAUCAAGCAUCUAAUGUGAAACCGUUUUGAGCAUUUGAUCAGUAGUUCUGCCCUUGCUGGGAGAGCGUGAGACCUUUUUACAACACGGCCCAAACUAUGGAGCUCUAGCCCACCGUCUACGCUAGCUGUGGACUCCUUAUACGCACAGUGUCUUAUCAAAAUGUUCUCCAUGGACAUUGUUUCAGCUCCAAAGUAAGUUUGCUUAGUUUUUGGGGUUAGUUUUGCAAUAUAACGUUUAGACUCAGGAACAAAAGUACAUUGUUCAGGAAAAGUAUGUAUUUGGAUUUUCUUUUGUUACGUAACUGACUUUGUCGACUUGCUUUGAGCUAGUGACCCUACCAACCUAACAAAGACCUUCUCACUGAUUAAACAGAACAGACCUGGGUUUCAUUUUUUUAGUUUGGCUAAAUCUUCAAUAUCAUUGAUCUGUUACAUUGGCUGAAAUUCCACUAAGUUCUAAUUAGACGGAAAAAAUACAACAGUUCAUCAACAAAUUGAGUUAAAUAAACAACAGUUUACCUAAUCACAAGUUACAGUGCCAGAUCCACAAACCCCAUUUUUGUCAUUCUCAGUAUCACUAGUAUUGCUAAUUGGUCCGAGCCACCCUUUCAGUUUAAAAGAUGACGAUUGAGCUGUGACUGCACACAAUUUGGUCACUGAUCUUAUUCAGUAUUUUUGUUUUUAAUGAGCUUCCAAAAGAUUUAAAAGAUCUAAUAUAGAGAACUCUGACAUUCAUUUUUCAGCUACUAAUGACUAUCAGCAAACCCUUUUAUGAAUGAUCUAAGGUAAAUCAUUCCGUUCCCUUCUACUACUCUCUACAGCCUUUGGUCAACAUCUGUCACCAUUUUGUUACAAUCCUUGUACAGCACAACGUCAAGCAGUAAAAUAAAUCCUGACAGUUUACUGAUGAUGUUGAAA